Misgurnus anguillicaudatus (oriental weatherfish) is the source of this 1697-nucleotide messenger RNA. It is a transcript of the gene npy7r, whose product is annotated as neuropeptide Y receptor Y7. Gene Ontology annotation, cellular component: membrane. NCBI's taxonomy places the organism in Eukaryota, Metazoa, Chordata, Actinopteri, Cypriniformes, Cobitidae. Gene Ontology annotation, molecular function: neuropeptide Y receptor activity. The record is from RefSeq and is a predicted model, not a curated record. Gene Ontology annotation, biological process: G protein-coupled receptor signaling pathway.
CGUUACAUUCGGUUCCUCCCACACUCGCGUGCUCCAGCACAUCCACUCGUGCACCUGAACUUCACUUGCUUGCACAUGAUGUAGCUCUUGAUUUGCUUUAACCUCAAAUUGCAUUACUUUCCUCAUAUAUUUCAUAUAUGUCUCUUUGUAGGCUACUCAUCAGGGCAUUCUUGCGUCUGAAGAUGAAUGUUGAUCAUGCACGCGCGCGGACAAUAGCGUGAACCUGCCGCGCGGAACUUCAUAGCCAGCAGCAUCAUUUAUGACACGCGGGCGUAAGUUUCAUGCUUCUACAUUGGACAGACUGAAGAUAUACAGUUUAACAUGGGCCAAUCAUACGCAGCCAAUGUGACUGAUGAUGUGAUUCAUGGUGGAAACCGUGCCACCAUCUGGCACGAGGGCAGUGUGGGCAACGAUACCAUCAAUCCUUACAGGCCCACUUUUGCGAAUGACAUCACCAAGCACCUGGGCGUUCAAGUUUUACUUAUAUUAGCAUAUUCCCUUAUAAUUCUCCUGGGACUUGUGGGUAACAGCCUGGUCAUUUACAUGAUCGUACUGUACAGAAACAUGCGCACGGUCACCAACUACUUCAUCGCAAACCUGGCCUUGGCAGACCUGAUGAUGGACACUCUGUGUUUACCAUUCACACUGGUCUACACGCUGUUGGAUGAAUGGAAGUUUGGAGAAGUGAUGUGUCAUAUGGUGCCUUUCAGUCAAGCUCUGAGCGUACAUGUCUCCAUUCUCACUUUGACAGUCAUUGCUCUGGAGCGCUACAGGUGUAUUGUCUUUCAUCUCGGCCAACGGCUCAAUAAAUGCACUAGUUUCAUAAUUAUUGGUCUGAUUUGGACGUUCGCUGCCAUAUUGGCUGGACCAUUGGCUAUCUUUCGGGAGUAUAGGCACGAGGAGAUCCCAUACAUUGGCUUGCGUAUAGCGGUUUGCUCUGAGAAGUGGCCCAAUGGCACCAACCGAGAUGCGGUCAUAUACAGUCUAUCAAUGCUCGUCCUACAGUACAUGGUACCGCUGACGAUCAUCAGCUAUGCUUAUGUGUGCAUUUGGAUCAAACUGAAAAACCACGUCAGCCCCUGCAACCGCAACGAUAGUAUCGCCCGUCGCAAGAAAACCACUAAGAUGCUGGCAAUGGUAGUUGUCGUCUUUGCUGUUUGCUGGCUUCCUUUCCAUUUAUUCCAGUUGGCGAGUGAUCUCGACUUGAUUCUGAAGUUCAGAGAGUAUAAACUCAUUUAUACGUUGUUUCACAUCGUGGCUAUGUGCUCGACGUUUGUCAAUCCGUUGCUCUACGGCUGGAUGAACCAGAACUACAGGAAUGGGUUCCUUAUGUUCUUUCGCUGUGAACACAAACCAGACACCAUUUACCCUGACGGGUCCUUCAGGACUCGAUCUUUGAGAGGAAUGAUUGUGAACGGGCACAAUGAUGGACAGCCUGCAGCUGCUGUCUGAUUAUAAAGACUGAGGCCAAAGGUUUAAUGCUUUCAGUGGACCAGGUAGACCUAGCUACAGUAAAAAGUUGGAUCAACCUUAAAAAAUUACUUAUUGGUACAACAUGAUCUAAAGAAAAAUUGUUAUAUUCAUGAAAAAAAUUAUUAAUUUAUUUGUGUCCAUGGCAUAUGUCUUUUUCGUGUCACGAAUUUCUAUAAAUAGUUUUUCGUGUCUGUGGCACGACUUUCUUUAUCGUGUCAUUUUAU